CUUUUCAUAUAUACUCCCACACCCUCUCCCUAUAUAUACAUAGAUUUCUCAAGAACAAUUGCUCUUGCUAGCUUGCACUAAAUUAAAGAAAGUAGCUUAGAAGAAAAAUGGCAGAAAUUACACCAGGCUUUAGGUUCUAUCCGACUGAAGAAGAGUUGCUUUCCUUCUAUCUGCAUAACAAGCUUGAAGGCACUCGACAAGAUAUCAAUUGUGUUAUUCCCAUGAUCAACAUCUUUGAUCUUGAGCCUUGGCACCUCCCAAAGGUUUCAGGAGAGCUAUGUGUGGGGGAGACUGAGCAAUGGUUUUUCUUUGUGCCGAGACAAGAGAGAGAGGCGCGGGGAGGGAGGCCGUGCCGGACGACGGCCGCCGGUUACUGGAAGGCCACCGGCUCCCCAAGCUACGUCUACUCAUCGGAUAACAAGGUGAUUGGGGUGAAGAAAAGCAUGGUGUUUUACAAGGGGAAGUCCCCUUGUGGGAGAAAGACAAAAUGGAAGAUGAAUGAGUAUAGGGCAAUUGAAGAACAACUUCCCAGUUCCCACCUGCACCCUUCAUAUUCUUCUCCCCUAAUUCCUUCUCCAAAGUUAAGGCAUGAAAUGACCCUGUGCCGGGUGUAUGUGAUAUUAAGGAAUUUUGGGUCGUUUGAUCGAAGACCAAUAGGAAACAUGGGAACAAGUCAAGAAGAGGUGAAAAUGAUACCCAUGGAGGCCAUUAAUAAGUGCUCUGAAAGUUCAGUGGUGCAGGAAGAAGAAGAAGAAGAAGACUUUGAUGAUGGUAUGAAUGUCUACGCAACAACUGGCCUGACGAGGAUGGUCAAGAGUCCUGAACCAUUUUCUGGCUUGGAAAGACUCAUUAAUUUCCAACUUUCCAAGUGGAAUGAAUGAUGAUAUGAUGAAUAUAACAUGACAGACAGACAGACAGUACAGUACGUUAGUUGUUGGAAAUUAAUGAUAUGGUACGUAAAAUUCCAACCAUUUCUGUAACUAGUUUAGAUUUUUUAAUGCGGUGUCAUCGCUAAAGAAAUAAUGUAAUUUGUCAUCAAAUUAUACUAUACAGUAGACUCCUUUGAGUUGUCCUUAGAGUUAAGGACCUUACCUCUUAA
Messenger RNA from Ipomoea nil (Japanese morning glory), 1099 nucleotides. Its product is annotated as NAC domain-containing protein 90-like. Gene Ontology annotation, biological process: regulation of DNA-templated transcription. The coding region runs from base 108 to 881 and encodes 257 amino acids. Gene Ontology annotation, molecular function: DNA binding. The record is from RefSeq and is a predicted model, not a curated record. The transcript has 3 exons. Lineage: Eukaryota; Viridiplantae; Streptophyta; Magnoliopsida; Solanales; Convolvulaceae.